AUGUGACGAGCCGACUGGUAAAUUACGAUUGACUGGAGAGUUGCCGAUAGUCAGCUACUUCUCGAUGUACAGUUAGGCAAAGCUGACAACUUUUUGCCUUUGUUGGAGUUUGUUCGUGUCUCACGGAAAUACUUUGCUGCCUUCUCCGUCUUCAAUAAGCAACGUUUUAUUUGGAUAUUGUUCCCAUUAUGUCAGCAAAGAGCCAAACAGCUGUCCACGGACCAGGGCAGCGUGCUGAGUUCAGGGGUUAGCUGGCCUACUGUACCCCCAGUAAAGGGUCGCAGCUGCACUGAAUGCUGGGAUGCUACGGAAGGGCAGCGGCAGCAGCAGUAGUGGUGGUGGAGGCGGUGGAACAAAGCACACCCAGAGACUGCCACAGAACCUUUCCGAGACAUCUACAGAGCCUCUAUCAGCUGGAUCCAGUAAGACCUUGAAUAUGGGGCGCAGUUCAAAGAACCCAAACCCUCUGAGCAACAUGGGCCUUACCUCCCGCCUGAUAGGGGCACCCGGGGUGGAUGUCGAGUAUGUAAUGCAGCUGGUGAAUGAUGUGCGGUUGUUUGCUGAUGUGCUACACAACCUCAAAGAAGCUUUCCAGUAUAAAGAGAAUUUGGAAGGUCUUCAGGAGGUGGUGCAGCAACGUUUGGCGGAAUUAGUUCGCAUCCUCAAAAUUGUCAUUGGCAAACACCAGACGCUCAACUCUUCUGACAUUCUGGGAGCAGCUGGCACAGUUAUUGCUAAGGUCAAAGCUGUUAACUUCUCCACAACCGUGAACCCAGAGAAUAAAAAAGUUAUAUUUGCCGAGAUACACACAUCCAUUGACACUUUGGCAUUCACAUUCGGCAAUGUAGUUUCUGACUUCCUUAUGGGAGAUGUGGACAGCAGCCCAGGGUUGGGGAUCGCCCAGAAAAACAGAAGCAGGUCUUCUGACAACCUCUCUGUGGAUCCCGAGGGAUAUGUUUCAGAGAAAAGGGAGCUUGUGGGCUCAGAAGUGCCACAGCCACGAGAGGAGGAAGUUGACUUGACCUUGCUGAAGAAUGACAGUGGAGUUGAGUCCGCCCUACUCUAUGCCAAGACCUGCUCCAAGUACAUCAAAGAUCUUCUGGCCUGGAUGGAAAAACGGCUAGCCAUGGAUAUUGAGAAUGCUAAAAGCUACGUCAAAAUGGCUGAGUCUGCAAAAACACUGGCCAGUCAAAAGGACUACAUGCCAUUCAGUGACCUCUACGUUUCUGCAUUCAAGAAAGACAUGGAGUACAACCAGCUGCUUAUUCAAACCUCCAUGACUCUUCAGACCAAUAAAUUCAUGCAGCCUCUUGUGGCUCGCAAAAAUGAACUGGAUAAGCUGAGGAAAGAAAUCAAGGAGCAGUGGCAGAGGGAGCAGAAGAAAAUGCAAGAGGCAGAUGCAACCUUGCGAAAGGCACGGGCACUGAAGACCCAGAGGAGGGAGGAAUACCAAAAAGCCCAGUCAGCAGCAAGUCGCUCUCAGGAGGAUCAGUCUAAUGCUGGGAACAAACAGCUGGAGAAGAAGAGAAAGCUAGAAGAGGAGGCUUUACAAAAGGCGGAGGAGGCCCAGGGCCAGUACGAGAACUGCAUAGCUGACGCAGGGAGCAGGAAAAUGGAUCUGGCUAAUGCGAAGAGCACUAUCCUGACUCAGAUCCGAGAAAUGAUCUUCCAGUGUGACCUCACACUAAAAGCUGUGACAGUGAACUGGUUUCAAAUGCAGCAGACACAGACCGUGUCACUUCCUGCACACUACCAGGCCCUCAGUGAAAAUGCCAAGUUGUAUGAGCCGGGCGAAUGCUAUGCAGAGUUUGUGCGUAACCUGUCCAAAAAUCUCCCUAAAGAGCAUCUUCACUCCGACUCCAUCUCCUCCGAAAAUAUAAGAUUUGGCAGCAAAAGGUCAGUGGGCAGCUAUCAUUCCUCCCACGGCAACCUGUCACAGGCAUCCACCACCUCUUGUGACGUGUUGAGCGGAGAGGAAACGGACAGUACCAUACAUCGGCCUGCAAAGAUCAGUGAGCACAGGUCCAGCAGCAGCACAGACAUACAAGCUCUAAGAAACCAGACCCCACUGAGAGCAUGGGGCUCAAGUAGUCAGGGGAGCCAGGGUGGGAUGUGCAGUGACUCAGAAAGUGCUGGAGGCAGCAGUGAGUCAAGGUCCAUGGACUCCCCCACUGCCAGUCCAGGCGACUUUAAGCGCCGUUUGCCCAGAACUCCUUCCACUGGGACCAUGUCUUCUGCUGACGAUCUGGAUGACAGAGAGGCACCAUCCCCCUCAGACAAUGGUCUGGCAGAGAUGGUGACAGAGACCUCCAGUUCUCCUGGUCCUUUCCGAAAUGCUCAGAUGUCCAAAGCUGCUCAAACCCAUAAGCUAAGAAAACUUCGAGCCCCGUCUAAAUGCAGAGAAUGUGAUAGUCUGGUCGUUUUCCAUGGAGCUGAAUGUGAAGAGUGCUCCUUGGCCUGCCAUAAGAAGUGUUUGGAGACACUCGCCAUCCAGUGUGGUCAUAAAAAGCUACAAGGCAGGCUACAACUGUUUGGUAUUGAUUUUGCCCAAGCAGCAAAAAACAGUCCAGAUGGUAUCCCCUUUAUAAUCAAGAAGUGCACUUCUGAGAUUGAGAGUCGAGCCCUCAACAUCAAGGGCAUUUAUCGUGUGAAUGGUGCCAAAUCACGCGUUGAGAAGCUCUGUCAGGCGUUUGAAAAUGGGAAGGAUUUGGUUGAGCUGUCUGAUCUCUCCCCUCAUGACAUCAGCAAUGUUCUCAAGCUCUAUCUUAGACAGUUACCAGAGCCACUGAUCCAUUAUCGAUUCUACAAUGAUGUCAUCGGUUUGGCAAAAGAGUGCCAGAGGGUGAUAGUGGAAGAGGCUGAUAAUAAAGCUCAAAACAACCAGCCAAGAGAGAAGACUGGGCCGAGUAUGCAGCUGAACAGAGUCAUUUUUAAGAUCAGAGAUCUCUUCCGCCAGCUGCCCCCAGCCAACUACAGGACUCUGCGCUACCUGAUCGCACAUCUACACAGAGUCUCAGAGCAGGCCGAAGAGAACAAGAUGACUGCGAGCAACCUUGGCAUCAUCUUUGGCCCCACACUGGUGAAGCCACAGCAUACAGAUGCAGAGGUGUCUCUGUCCUCCCUGGUGGAUUACCCCUACCAGGCACUGAUGGUGGAGCAGCUGGUGAAACACUUUCAGACAGUCUUUGAUGCAUCUUUCCUACCUAGUUCUGACACAAGCAGCGCUGGCCAGGCCUCCCCCAGACUUACCCCGCAGGAGAAGAUUCGACAGCUUAGCAGACACUCAACCUCCCUGACUGACAUCAAAGAGAGCACCAAAAUCUACAAAAGAUACUCAUCUGUCAUCCCAUCAUCUCACAUCAUGGGUGAGGUGCAGGAGGUCCGACCAGGAAAACACAAAAUAGGGGUCUCGACAUUGGACAGAGUCAACGGGGUCCAGGCUUCUAGUGGAGGAGAUGUUCAGAGAUCAACCUUAGUGUUUGGUCGUCCCAGCACCAUCGUCUCCUCUGUCACCACCAUGGCACCAAAGGUACAGCUGCGCCACCAGCGCGCCAGACAAGCGUCUCGACCAGUCAGCAUGCCACUGGAACGCCUGCCCGCACCAGCUCAAAUCGGCGAGAGGAAUAAUCGAAACACCAGCGAUGUUGUUGAUUCAGGCUCUGUUAAGCGGGAGACCAUUGCUGAAACUAUACAGGAGAUGCCAGAGCCAGAGAGGGCUCGGCAAAGUGGCUCAUCCAGGGUUAGUACCUACUACAUUACUCCUUUUAUUGACACUCAGAGGAGGACGUGGGACAAGAAGUACAAGCACUAUGAUGUUACACCCAGGACUGCUAUGAUAAUGGCCAACCUACCAUCUGCCAGUUCUGGAGUGCAGCCUGUAAAGGCAACGAUACCUGUUAGCAAUGUUGCAACCCCAACAACUGCGUCUGUGGUUCCAACGACGAGUAGCGUUAGCACCGUAUUCUCCAGUAACCUUUACACAUCGUCACUCAAGUCUGUUUGGACCUCCAAAAGGGAAAAUGACACUCAGAGUUCACUCCGCGAGUCUAGCAGCUCACCAAACCUUCCACUAACACUCAGGGCACCGAGGACUCUGCACCCUCCUUCUGGAACUUUCUACAAGCCCCCUGUUUCCAACAACGGCCGUGCUACAACACUCCCAAACUGGAAUACUACUUUAACUACCGCCACCACCACCAGCUUAUCAUCCACCCCCACCAUCAUCUCCACUACCAUUAAUUUGUCACCCACCACCAACAUCACCAUCAUUACCACAUCACCUGCUACUACCACCACCACCACCACCUCAUCGUCUUUCCCCAACAGCCCUGUUGAAGCAGCGUGUCCGUCCCCUGUCCUUAAAAGCCCCACACAGACGCCACUCCAGACUCAGGACUCCACUGACAGUGCCAUAGACUCUGGGGUCUCAACCUCUGCUCCCAUGUCACCCCCUCAGUCUCCUCCCCCUAGCAGCCCUGACGACCUUAGCCCUAGUGAGAAUAAACCUGUUUACCAAAGACUGCGACCCCGGCGGCUGCAGGAGCUCAAACACAGAGAGGCUCAUUUUGUCUGACACCAAAAAAAGGAGAAACAAACAAAAAAACUCAUAUGAUAUCUGUAAAUAUUACUUUAUCACAGUGAAUGCUGGGGAAAAGAUUUUUAUCAUCAAGCUGAGCAUGGAAGGAAAUGUCGACCUGUGAAAAUAAACCAUAAAAGUGUUAUAAAAGUGCUAAUAUAUUCUUUCAUAUGUCUAAGUCAACAGCAGCUGGUUUAAGCGCUCAAAAUGUCGAUGCCAACACAAUCGUUUAUUGCCACAUUUUUAAAUAAAUAAAUAGAUUAAAUGUAUGACAAAGAAAACUGGCAACAAAUCAACUUCUGUCUGAAACGAACUUUAAGCCUAUCACAUUUCUUCUUGAAUAUUUGAUUUAUACAGAAAUCUAUUUUACACACUGCACUUAAUAAUCCAGGUUCAGAUUCUGGGGUUCCUUUCAUUUUAAAAAAUUAGUUUAACUCUUAUUCCACUAGGUAUAAAUGUAAGUACUUCAAGCAUGAGGGUUCUUACUGAUAAAGAAGUCAACAUUUACAUCUUUUAAUGUGUUCAUAGCCUGUGAUUGGUACAUCUUUUCUCAGCAUGUAAAUCAUUUGUAUCUUUGUACAUUUUUAUAUUCAUUGAUGCAUAUUCCAUGUCUGUCACAAAGGUUGUGUUUAUUCACAUUUUUGUGACUAUACGGAAGACGAAUGACACGCAACAGUUCCUGCUGCAAAUUAAACAUUUGAAAUGA
Pundamilia nyererei is the source of this 5282-nucleotide messenger RNA. RefSeq names its product rho GTPase-activating protein 29-like. Bases 302 to 4573 code for a protein of 1423 amino acids. Gene Ontology annotation, molecular function: GTPase activator activity. Gene Ontology annotation, biological process: signal transduction; activation of GTPase activity. The record is from RefSeq and is a predicted model, not a curated record. The transcript has 22 exons. NCBI's taxonomy places the organism in Eukaryota, Metazoa, Chordata, Actinopteri, Cichliformes, Cichlidae. Gene Ontology annotation, cellular component: cytoplasm.